Molecule: messenger RNA, 1201 nt
Organism: Priapulus caudatus
Lineage: Eukaryota; Metazoa; Priapulida; Priapulimorpha; Priapulimorphida; Priapulidae
Product: beta-1,3-glucosyltransferase-like
Exons: 7
Cellular component (GO): membrane
Molecular function (GO): acetylglucosaminyltransferase activity
Source: RefSeq, a predicted model, not a curated record
GAGGAAGACCAGAGAGAAGGCUGCGUCUCCUCCUACCCUACACGCUUCCCCGACUGUGGUCCGCCCGCUUCGCAAGAUGACGUCUUCUUUGCUGUGAAGACAUGUGAGAAGUUUCACACGGAGCGAGUGCCCGUAGUACAGCGGACGUGGGGCAAGCAUGCCAAGCACAUAGAGAUCUAUAGUGAGAAGGAGGACACGUCCAUUCCUACAGUCUACCUCGGAGUCAACAACACGGAGCGAGGGCACUGUGCCAAGACGUUUGCGAUACUACGCCGUGCCUUAGAACAACCACUCAUCAGCAAGAUGCAGUGGCUGGUGAUCGCAGAUGAUGACACGCUGCUCAGCGUGCGGCGGAUGCUUCAGCUGCUGGCGUGUUACGACCCCCGGCAGGCUGUAGCGCUGGGAGAGAGGUACGCGUACGGAGCGACGGCUGGCUUCGGCUACGACUACCUCACCGGAGGCAGCAGCAUGGUGUUCAGCAUCACGGCGGUCAGACAGAUGCUGGACAGCGGUCGCUGCAUGUGUCCCACGCCGGACACGCCGGAUGACAUGACCAUCGGCAUGUGCCUCAAGUCACUUGGCAUCCCCGUCACUCACUCACCCUACUUCCACCAGGCAAGGCCUGAGGACUACAGUGAGGACAUGCUCAGCCACCAGCUGCCUGUCUCCUUCCACAAGCACUGGAUGGUCGACCCCUACCGCGUCUACGACGACUGGUUCGCAGACGCCGACGUCGCCCACGACGAGCUAUAACACAAGAGCAUCCGUUCGUCUCGCCGCCUCGCGGGAGGAGAGGGCGUCGAUCGCUGGGCCGGGGAGGCAGCGCAGUGGAUGGAAAAGCCAGAGCAGUGGCCAUAUGCGAGGGAGGGCAGUCAAUAGUGGGAACAGCCAGAGCAGUGAUUGUAUGCCAGGGAGGGCAAUUGAUAGAGUGAACAGCCAGGGUACUGGUCAUACAUCAGGGUGGGUGUUCGACGGAGGGAGCAGCCAGUUAGAUGAUCGGGGGAAGGACACGCAGUCGAGGAAACAGCCAAGAGUUCCCUGUAGAGAGAGAGAAGGCAGCAGGAAUGAGGGCAGACAUUAAUAAACAUGCACCUCACCCCUGUGUCCGCUCACGAUUGCCUCUGUCUCACCCACAGGCACUUGAAGCGUUUCAAUAAAAUAUAAUGCUAAAUAUAUAUGCCCAUGCCCAUGGCUACCGCUG